Messenger RNA from Penicillium canescens, 1551 nucleotides. RefSeq names its product putative C2H2 finger domain protein. The transcript has 4 exons. The record is from RefSeq and is a predicted model, not a curated record. Gene Ontology annotation, cellular component: cytoplasm. Lineage: Eukaryota; Fungi; Ascomycota; Eurotiomycetes; Eurotiales; Aspergillaceae. Bases 1 to 1551 code for a protein of 516 amino acids.
AUGGGCCAAUUCCAUUCAACCAGCCAGGCGAGCUCUGACGCCUCAGAGCAGCAAGGCCAAAAGACCGACUACUAUGAGCUACUUGGGGUAACACGGGCUGCAACCGACGAUGAAAUCAAGAAAGCAUACAGGAAAAAAGCUCUCGUGCUGCACCCAGAUCGAAACUAUGGCAAUGUUGAAGAGGCUACCAAACUGUUUGCAGAGAUUCAAUCUGCUUAUGAGGUACUCGCAGAUCCCCAGGAGCGGGCAUGGUACGAUUCACACAGUGAUGCCUUCCUGGGGACAAGCGGGGGUGCCGAUGAUCAACACUCGUACAAUGUUCGAAUUACAACCACUGAUGAUGUCCUCAAGCUCUUUUCGAAGUUUAAUCCUCGAAUGGAAUUCUCCGAUGCCCCGACUGGGUUCUUCGGUGGUCUCCGCGAGCAAUUCGAACAGCUUGCGUUGGAGGAAAGGCUUGCUUGCCAGUGGGAAGCUCAAGAUCCUAUUGAAUAUCCAGCAUUUGGAUCUUGUGAUGAUGAUUUUGAAAAUGUUGUACGGCCGUUCUAUGCAGCUUGGAGUGGAUUCUCCACCCAAAAGUCAUUUGCCUGGAGGGAUGCUUAUCGUCUCUCUGAAGCGCCUGAUCGCCGGGUGCGACGAUUGAUGGAAAAAGAAAAUAAACGCCUCCGUGAUGAAGGUAUUCGAGAAUUCAACGAUGCGGUCAGGUCCCUUGUGGCCUUCGUCAAGAAACGUGAUCCUCGAUACAAAGCCAACGCCCAGAGCGAAGCCCAACGCCAGGAGACUCUCCGCCAGUCUGUGGCUGCGCAAGCAGCGAGAUCACGAGCGCUUAAUCAGGCCAAGAUGCGUGACCAUGUCCUUCAAGAAUGGGCGCAAUCGGAGCAACCAGAGGCAGACGACAGUGAGAGCGAGGAGAGCGAGGUUGAAAGUUUUGAAUGUGUGGCAUGUCACAAAUAUUUCAAAAUAAAAAAGCACCUCAAGGCUGUCAAGCAACUAUGCUGGGAGAUGCGAAUGCAGAAUGAUCAAUUAGAUUUAGAGUCCACCGAUGGCUCAAGCGCCAAUGCAGUUACAACUCAACCUCUUGAGGUGGGGGAUGAUACAUCCCCCCGGCCGACGUUGAAGUAUUCCGACCGUGAUACUAGGGCGCAGGAAAGCUUGCCUGGCCUAAAAAAGACAUCAACGUCCGGCCCGAAUGCAGUUGAAGACUCUCCCCCGGCCACAGAUGACGAAGAUUACGCUUCGAGGGAAUCAAUCGAAACCAGACUACGAACUGAUAUGAGUCUUCUAUCAGGAGAAAUACAAGAUUCUGUCACUGCACUGUCUGAUCAACUGUGCGCUUCUGAUGUCAUGGGGCAGUCAUUGGCGCCUAAGCUGGGCAAGGCCAAACAGAAACGGGCUAAAAAGGCCGCCAAGGAAACAAAUCAAUCUAUGGCUUUUGUAUGUGCAAGGUGCAAAGAUUCUUUCGCUUCCAAGUCUAAGCUGUUUGAGCAUAUCAAAAGAGAGGACCAUGCACAGCCAUUGUCGGGGACUGUUAGUCAGAAGGGCAAAAAACGUUAG